Molecule: messenger RNA, 405 nt
Organism: Prunus avium (sweet cherry)
Lineage: Eukaryota; Viridiplantae; Streptophyta; Magnoliopsida; Rosales; Rosaceae
Source: RefSeq, a predicted model, not a curated record
CGUGGGACUUUUAUAUCUUCAACAAUGGCUUCUUCAUUGGUUAGGAAAAGCCAUCCCAAAAUAAAUCAUGCUGAGACUGAGGAUGAAAUUACAAAGGAAGAGGAAGAAGAAAGCUUCUGCUAUGCCAUACAGUUGGUGAGUUCUUAUGCGCUGUCCAUAUCUCUGCAAUCAGCAAUUGAGCUUGGCGUUUUUGAGAUCAUAACCAGAGAGGGUCCAGGCGCCAAGCUCUCUUCAUCUGAGAUCGCAGCCAAGAUUGGCACCAAGAAUUCUGAGGCACCCAUGAUGAUGGAUAGGAUCCUCAGGCUCCUCGCCAGCCACUCUGUUCUCCAUUGCUCUCUUGUUGCUGCUAAUGAGGAUGAAAAUGGUGCGUCUGAUUUUUAGAGGGUCUAUAGCCUUGGCCCCGUA